Sodiomyces alkalinus F11 is the source of this 1991-nucleotide messenger RNA. RefSeq lists its product as hypothetical. Lineage: Eukaryota; Fungi; Ascomycota; Sordariomycetes; Glomerellales; Plectosphaerellaceae. The record is from RefSeq and is a predicted model, not a curated record. Bases 437 to 1750 code for a protein of 437 amino acids. The transcript is spliced from 2 exons.
UCCGCCGACGAACUGAGGUACGGAGGCCUGAGACAUAUUUUUGACUGUUUGUUGCGCGCUGGACCGUCUUCUCGGCAGUUGCGUCAGUUCGGCAUUUCGGGAAUCACGCGUCCGAUAUUUUUGACCGGCCAGAAUCGACUGGAAGAAUACUUCCUCGCGACCGCUCCACGACAGCUUUGACGUUCCCAGUGUCGUCGCAGCUAGCAACGAGACAAGGAACACCAAAGGUUGUGUAAUUCUCAGAGACACCCAACGGUGUGGUUCGGGAGCUGUCUCGCUCCCAUUUUUUUUCUUUUUCUUUUGCAAUAACCUGGUCUGGUAUCCGCUCGCCGAUUACGUCUCAGAUUUCGGUUCUUUACGACGUCCAAACGCAGAUAAUUUUGUUUGUUUGGUCCUUUUUUACACCACAUCGAACUUCGUUGGUCUGCCACCCAUUAUGAGUGCUGCAAUCGCCGUGGCUCCGUCGCCAGCACCUUACGACAAGCCAGGUUGCUCCGAUUUUCCGCCCCCGCCCUCUCCAUCAUCACGGAACAGGUCUGCGAAUAUGGCCACUCAAGCCGCGAACACUUCUCGCACCGACAGCCACAGCCCCAAAGGGAGAUCUGGUCCUAUAUCUUCUCCCCCCAGCUUAAAUCGGAAUGGCGGCGCUCCCCCCAAGAUUUUGGUCAAGAAAGAGCCGCGAUCCCCCGAACUCCCUGCGCCCAGGCAUCGUCCGAGAAGAUUAGACUUGUCGAAGGGCCCAAAACCCAGUUCCAACCAGCCCGGCACUGCUCGUCCGAUGACUGCCCGCGAAGGACUCGGCAUCCAAGAGGUAGGCAUUGCCUGCCUCUCCCCCGGUUUUGUGACCCACGACCCUAUCAUGCAGGAGCAAGUACAGCGUAGCAUGAGCGUGCGGGACCAACAGCGCCACCUCAUCGAGCAGAGGCUGCAACAACAGUCGGCAAAGGGAGACGGCCCCGACAUGGCCGGCAGAGAUCCCGUCUCGCAGUUCGCGGCAAAGACGCCCGGCAUGUCUCGACGCAACAAGGCGCCUCCCGGCCUCUCCAUCAUAGCCCCUUCUGCUCAGCAGUUUGCCCACGAGAGAGUCAUCCAGUCUGCCCCGCUGGGUCAGUCGUUUACCGGUCGACACAAUCCGCAGCCCCUCACCCGCCAUAUCACCAACCAGCCCGCCACGCUGUCCAACACCUCACAUAUCCAUCACGUACCCGCCAACCAGACCAAGAACCGACUACCUCCCAUCUCGGACGUCUUUGGUCAAGAUCUUUCUGGUCACCCGGACAAUGCUCCCGUUUCCAUUUACCUCGGCGGCACGCCCCGGGGCCCUUUGAUGUCGCCGGGCCACCCGCCCCCCGCUAUGCAACACCAACAACAACACCAACACCAACAACAAGUGCCACCACCCCCCACCAGACCUAGGGAGUAUCAAUCCGCCGAAGAAGCCCAAGUCGAACUUGCCGGCGGAAGAACCGAACUGCUACCCAAGAUUAUCCACUACGGCGGACCAUCUCAGCCACCGACGCCGCCCUCUCCCCUGCCGGGGACCAGGGCAGCCGACCCCAGCCAGCCGUCCAGCAGGCGGAGGACGAGAGCGGAGUACGAAGAGGGUGCCAGCCCGCCUCUUGGAAACGGGCCGGCACCUACCCGGAGGGGUCCCUUUGGAGCAGGACGCGACAGCCCCGAGACGCAGAGGGCAAAACGAGACGAGUUCCUUCAGUUGUGCGGGCGUGCCUGGGACCUUUUCCACUCGUGACGAUGUCUCGCGGCAAGCAACCCCCGCGGAAAUUAACUCGAUAUUAUCGCAUGUGGCUGUCAGGGAACGUGACUGUCCAAAUCACUACCUGGAUGCUUUUCAGACUAUCUACACGCUUUGUUCGGAAAACAUGGGAGUUGGUCUCGGCGAACAUGAUCGACCUUUUUUUUUUUUUUCUUUUUUUUUUCCGACCACCUUUUACUGUCUUAUGAUUCUUGUAUAAAUUGCGGCCGUGGCGGAG